AUGGAUGAAGCGCUAAAAGAGUAUCUGACAAAAGUCCUCUCGGAAAGCGUCGUAGAAGUUUGCGAUCAACUGGGAGCGAUGAAAAAUCUUCUCGCUUUCAGCAAUUUGGAUCGGAUGCGAGACGAUUUGAAGCAAAACGACAAUUUCGCCAAAAUCUCCAUGCUCGACGCGAAUCUCUUACUUUGGAUAUCAAAGUAUGUUCGUUUCGAGAAAAAGCUCCCUGCAGACAAUAUCGACGAUUUGAUGGUUCUCCGCGACACCUGGAAGACCGAGCAAGAGCAGGAAAACUUGAAAAAGCAAAAAGAAACCGUCGCCAGAUUAAUGAAAAACGUCGAAGACCUGGAAACUGCGCUCAGCGAGAAAAGCAAAGAAGCGGAAGAGUUGAAAAGCAAGUUCGAGGAGGCAGAAAAGAAACUCAAAACGCUGGAAGCAUCUUCAAAAGAAGAGAAACAAUCACUCGAGAAAAAGAUAAAAGAAGACGAAAUCGCGCUAAAGAAUAAAAUCUUGGAACUCGAGAAGGAAAAUGCCUCGCAAAUCGGCGAAACUUACACUUACAAGGAGCGGUUAAAAGAGACGGAGGCCAAUAAUGCUGAUCUUCGAAAGUCGCUCAAGAAAUUAGGCAAAAACAACCGGACAACAAUCAAGCUCAAUCGCAGCGCGUUCCCUUAG
This is a messenger RNA of Oikopleura dioica, 669 nucleotides long. NCBI's taxonomy places the organism in Eukaryota, Metazoa, Chordata, Appendicularia, Copelata, Oikopleuridae. The record is from the annotation of a GenBank genome assembly.